Molecule: messenger RNA, 1029 nt
Organism: Penicillium manginii
Lineage: Eukaryota; Fungi; Ascomycota; Eurotiomycetes; Eurotiales; Aspergillaceae
Exons: 4
Coding region: 1-1029 (342 amino acids)
Molecular function (GO): oxidoreductase activity, acting on the CH-OH group of donors, NAD or NADP as acceptor
Source: RefSeq, a predicted model, not a curated record
AUGGCACCUGUUGAUUCCGGAUCUCUUGUGCUGGUGACUGGUGGCAACGGCUUUAUCGCCGCCCACUGCAUCGCUACCCUCCUUCGCUCCGGUUACCAAGUCCGAGCGACCGUUCGAUCAAACGAAAAAGGUGAUUCAACACGAAAGUCACUCAGUGCUGCCGGUGUCGGUGCGCGCGAUCUUGGAGGCUUGGAAUUUGUCGUUGUCCCUGAUCCGACCGACCUUCAACGUCUAUCGUCUGCCUUGCAGGAUUGCCAAGCUGUACUACAUUUAGCAUCGGCUUUCAACUACGAUGCAGUGCCAGCAGAAUUCGAAGAAAAGCUGAUGAUUCCUGCACUUAAGGGUACACAAGUUGUCUGUGAAGCAGCCGCACAACGGUCAACUGUACGACGAGUCGUGAUCAUGUCAAGCUUUGCCAGCGUUUAUGAUGCCAGUCUCGGACUUCAGCCCGGCCGUGUAUACACUGAAGAGGAUUGGUGUCCGUUGACCUACGAGGACGGUGUGAAUGCAACUGCUGUUCCUGUCGCUUAUCGUGCGUCGAAAGUUGUCGCCGAGCGAGCGGCCUGGGACUAUGUUCGUGAUCACCAAGUGAACUACCAACUUGUCACACUCUGCCCUGGGAUGGUAUUCGGAAAGAUGAUUCACCCAAUUUCAUCUUUAUCCCAGCUGAAUGCUAGCAAUCAAAUUGCAGAGACGGCGAAAUCCCCCCCUACUAAGGCGCCUGUAUGGGUUGAUGUCGAGGACCUGGCAGAAGCCAGUAUGAAAGUUUUGAGCUACCCAGCAACUGGUCAUGACCGUUUCUUGGUCACACAGGCAUCGUACGACACCCAAGAGAUUGCUGAUGUCGUUCGUGCACAGCUUCCAGAUAGACAUCUAGCCCCACUUGGUGAGCCAGGAAGUCGCCUCGCUCACACACAUUAUUCUUGUGAUUCUUCAAAGGCACAGAGGAUGUUGGGACUCAAAUUUAAAGGGCUGAAAGAGUCAAUUAUUCCUUUGGCUGAGCAGCUCUAUGACAUGGCAAAGCUUUGA